Molecule: messenger RNA, 3176 nt
Organism: Ananas comosus (pineapple)
Lineage: Eukaryota; Viridiplantae; Streptophyta; Magnoliopsida; Poales; Bromeliaceae
Product: receptor-like serine/threonine-protein kinase SD1-8
Exons: 7
Coding region: 12-2555 (847 amino acids)
Biological process (GO): protein phosphorylation; recognition of pollen
Molecular function (GO): ATP binding; protein serine/threonine kinase activity
Source: RefSeq, a predicted model, not a curated record
AGACCCAACAAAUGCCCGCGCGCCAACCCUGUAAUGCUACGAUGAAUACAUUACUCCCAUACAGCAGCAGCAGCAGCAGCAGCAGCAGCAGUAGCAGUAGCAAGCCUCUCUGCACCAUCCUAUUAUUACUUCUGCUCUCCAUCUUUUUCAUUACUGCUCGCGCGCGGGACACGAUAACUGUAGGCAGCCCGCUCGCAGAGAACGAGACGCUCGUCUCCGUGGGCGGCUACUUCGCCCUCGGCUUCUUUAACCCCCCGAACAACCCCGACCGCUACAUCGGCAUCUGGUACAACAACAUCCCACCGCAAACCGUCGUCUGGGUCGCCAACCGCCUCAAACCCGUCACCGCCUACCACUCCUUCCUCUCCCUCUCCCCCGACGGCAUCCUCACCCUCUCCUCCCCCAACUCCUCCACCCCACUCACCACCACCGCAACUACCUUAACCAACCCUGUAGCCCAACUGUUGGACACCGGUAACUUUGUCGUGCGAGAAGAAACCGACGGCAGCGAUGCUGCCGAGUGGCAGAGCUUCGACUAUCCGACGGACACGCUGAUAGCCGGGAUGAAGCUGGGCGUGGACCGGCGGCGGGGGCUGAACUGGACGCUGACAUCCUGGCGAAGCGGGUCGGACCCGGCCCCGGGCGAGUACUACCUGGCGAUGGACACGGCGGGGGACCCGGAGAUGUUCCUCUACUCUGUAGCGGGUCGGGCGCGGAUCUGGCGAUCGGGCCAGUGGGACGGUGUCGAUUUCAGCGGGCUCCCGGACAAUGUCACGUUCCGGGACCUCGUGUCCACGUUCACCAACAACGCGGACGAGGUCUCCUACAGCUUCAACAUCCUGAACCGGUCCAUCAUCACCCGGGGUGUCGUGAACCAGACCGGGGUCAUACAGCAGUCCAUGUGGAUCCAGUCGAUGCAGGUGUGGAAGAUCCUCUUUCACGUGCCGCAGGAUCCGUGCGACGAGAUGUCCCCCUGCGGGCCCUACGGGCUGUGCGAACCCAACGACUCCCCCAUGUGCAGCUGCCUGCAGGGGUUCAAGCCGCGGUCGCCGCAGAACUGGGCGCUGCUGGACGGCUCGGGCGGGUGCGUCCGCACGACGCGGCUCGACUGCGCCAACCGCACCGACGGGUUCGUCAUGGUGAGCCAAGUGAAGCUCCCGGAAGGCACGAAUUGUACGGUCGACGCGACCGCUGGGCUCGACCAGUGCGCCGCCAGGUGUUUGUCGAAUUGCUCGUGCACCGCCUACGCAGCCUCGAUUGCCAGUAGUGGGGCCCGGAGUGGGUGCGUCAUGUGGUACUCCGACCUCACCGGUAUGCGGGUCUUCCCAGGCGAGGGGCAGGAUCUGUACGUACGCUUGGCGGCGGCUGAUCUAGCUUCAGCUACAAGCCACUCUAGCAAGAGUGAUCAUGCACCCAUUGCACUCAUUGUAAGCCUUUCUGUAGUGGCAUUCCCACUAGCAUGUGCUGGUUGCUAUAUUUGGAGGAGGAAACUUAGGAAAUCAGGCACGUCAGCGAGCAAAGAGGAAAGUACUCAAGAUGGUGAUAUAGAGUUGCCAUUAUUUGAUUUGAGCGCUAUCGCUGUUGCAACGGAGGGGUUCUCUAACGCAAAUAAACUUGGACAAGGUGGCUUUGGACCAGUUUACAAGGGUAAGCUUGGCGACGGACAAGAAAUAGCUGUGAAAACGCUUGCAAAAACUUCAGCGCAAGGCUCCGAUGAGUUCAAGAAUGAGGUCAUGCUAAUAGCAAAACUUCAGCAUAGGAAUCUUGUUAGGCUACUUGGUUGCUGCAUUCAAGGAGAGGAGAGGAUGCUUAUAUAUGAAUACAUGGAAAACAAAAGCUUGGAUAGAUUUUUGUUCGAUAAAGCUUACAGCGCAUUAGUAAAUUGGCAAACGCGGUACCGGAUAAUCGAGGGGAUUGCUCGAGGGCUUGUUUACCUUCACCAAGACUCAAGAUUUAGAGUCAUUCAUAGAGAUUUAAAGGCUGGUAAUAUUCUUCUUGAUAAGGAGAUGAACCCUAAAAUCUCAGACUUUGGCAUGGCACGAAUUUUUGGCGGUGACGAGACCGAAGUCAAUACAAGAAAAGUAGUUGGUACCUAUGGAUAUAUGUCUCCAGAAUACGCAAUGGAUGGAAUUUUUUCGGUAAAAUCCGACGUAUUCAGUUUUGGGGUUUUAGUGUUAGAAAUUAUUAGUGGAAGGAGGAACAGAGGAGCAUAUGUUGAUUCCUCACACCUUAAUCUUCUUGCUCAUGCAUGGAGUUUAUGGAAUGAGGGGAAGAGUUUGGAACUAGUAGACGAAUCUAUGGAUUAUUCCUUCCUCGCUAAUGAAGUUUUGAAAUGUGUACAAAUUGGCCUUUUAUGUGUUCAAGAGCACCCCAAGGAUCGUCCCCUGAUGUCGGCGGUCGUUUCGAUGCUUGGUAGUGAUGGAGCAUCACUGCGAACUCCGAAACAACCCGGUUUUGUAAGGAGGAUGAUUCCGACUGAGACGGAGUCGUCGUCGAGCAAGCAAGAUUCUAGCAUGUUGAAUGACGUAACUAUAACCAUGAUCGAAGGUCGGUAAAAGGAACGAUUAUACAUGUAGUUUGGCUAAAUUUCGUUUCAUAAGGAAAUGUUAUAUAUUUGAGAUUUCGUUAGGAUUUAGUUAGAUUUGUAGUUUAAUCCUAGUUGAAUUAGGAUUAAUAUUUAAAUAUAAAUUAAGAUUUAAAUAUUAAUUAGAGUAAAAUCUAAUUGGACUAGAAUUUGGGUAGCUUUUAAUGUAAGCUAUAAAUAUAGUAUAGGUGCUAUUAUUCUGAUGGCGGUUAACCACACCCAUAUGGCAUGGUCAAGAUGGUCAUGAUUUUAAAUAACCUGUGUAGUUUUCGUGACCAAUACCUCGUGCAUGGAUGCAUAGGAUGAGAGAGAGGUUUUCUGGAUUUAUAGAAGACGAGAAAAGGGUGAGAGGGAUAGAAGAGGAGUUGUAAUCGUCUCUUCUCUUAUUUAGUAAAUCUUAUUUUACCAGCAUAUUUUCUAUUUGGUUUCUCUCUCUUGUGAUUGUAUUAGCUUUUACUGAUAAGACGGAUUUAUAAUAAAAAUUUGAUUUGAGGCUUCCGUUACGGAAUCCCAAUAAUUGGUACCAAAUUAACAACAGUCGGUAUCAGAGUGAAUUGCGGAUUCUCAAAAUUUGGUAUCAGAAGGAGUAUCA